AUGGACGGCGACGACGAGCCGGCCAUGGCGUACUUCCUGCCCAACGGCAUCGCGGACGACUCGCCGCCCAAGCAGAGCCGCAUCAAGGCGAGUUUCGGCCCCAUCGGCGGCCGCUUCGCUGCAUCGACCAGCAGCCAAUCGACAGCCGCGUCUUCUGCGAGUGCAGCCUCGGUCUCCGCAGCUUCAGGGUCCUCGAACUCGAGGAGUGACGUGGAGUUCAGUGGACUACACACGCGGCCGCGUCCGACGCUGGAGCCACCGCCGUUUGGCGCCUCUGGGGACUCUUCGGCCCCCUCACGCCCCACCAACUUCUUGCUCUCCGACCUGGGAGGGGAGAUCCACACGCCGCGAGCUUCGCGGGAUUUCGGGGACGCUGGAGGCUCCACGCCGACUGCCAGUCGCCCCUUUGGCUUCCCGGGACCUUUCGGCCCUGGACUGGGCGACGGAGGGGCAAUUGGAGGCGCUGGGGCCAUCAGAUCCCCGACCUCCUCCAUGUUCGACAGAGGCCAGGCCGCGGCCAAGAGCUUCACCAUGCAGGGAGAGGGCAGGAGGAGCUUGGGCGCGGCGUCGUCCCCUUAUGGCACUGAAGCGCAGCAGCUCUAUCCAGCCAGGACCUCCAACUUGCCCUCGUAUUUAGGGGCGGCAGACACCGACAGCCCCUUUGGCGGAGGAGGAGGCUCCAUGAGGACGUGGCCCUCCUCCGCCACGGAUGUGUCACAACCACGACGCGUGUUACAGCGACCGCCCGGACUAUCAGGCCCACCAGGACUCAGUGAACCCAGUGCGAUGGACGGGAUGCAGCCGCGUAUGCGGUUGGGCAGUGCAGGCGGGAACAUGAUGCAGCAGCGUCAGUUCGGACCUUUCCAUCCAUCGGCGUCUUCUUCCCCCAUGGCGGCAGGUGGGGCGAACCAUACGAGGACCUUUUCGAGCGGUGAAGACCAGUACGGGCCUAGUUUACUGUCGAGCUUGAGGCUGUCGUCCGGUGUGUUCGGAGACAACGAGGCGCGUGGCGUGUCGAACCCGGAUCUGGCGGAGCUGAACACACACUCGAUGAAAGUGGGCGAGAUGGACGGGACGCGGAUCCGACAUGCGGUCGACUCGCCGUCGGCGCCCUGGGAGAACCGAGAGCCCACGACGUCGAGACGAAUUGAUAUCCAAGCGAGGUCCAAGACGCCGAGGAGCCCGAAGAAGUCGCGGGAUGCCAGGAGGAAAUCGGAGAGCAGAUCCGAUUUACGCGCGAAGGCCUUGGAGUUUAGCAUGGACGCGAUCAGUGCUUUCACUCCGGGAUCGCCAAUGAGGCCGAAGCGAACGGAACGAGGGCGGAAGAUGGCGUCCCCCGCGACUGGGUAUGAGAAUUCUCCUUCGACAGUUGAGACCAGUCGUGAUCAAUCUGCGCCAAGGGGCAAGCGCCGCAACCAGGCGGAAAAACUCGCAGCAGCUGCUGGAUAUUCUGCUGGAAGUGACAAUUGGAGGAAGGGAGCUGCAAAUCAAACCGAAGAGCCGACCCCUACCCGUGGCCCCCCUCCAGGUUUGGAGACGGAAGGUAGCCCUGUGAAGGUGCCCCCACGAGAGGCUGGCAAGCCGAGGCGCAGGGAGGAGAGCAAGCCAUCGAAUCGCAACACCACUUCCAGAAGAAAUUCCACGCGAGGAAAUGACAAGGGACCGAGCACAACUCGCCGUCAGGUGUAUCGCGAAAAGCAGGUGAAGGAGAGCAUGAAGGAGGCGUCGUCACCUGAAGAUAUCGCUCCAGCCUCAAGUGCAGCAUCACAGUCGCCUCAGAGAAGCCAAGCGAGUGCGAACAGCGCGAAGUCUGAGGCACAGACUUCCGAGAAAAAGUCGAGCAUCGCCCAAAGUGCGAAGAAUGUUACCACUUCUCCGGUCAAGUCUGCUGCUGUGCCCCAGGCCGCGAAGUCUAAUGAUGUGAGCACCAAGGCUGAUGCUGAAGUAGCUACUACGACCAAGAUUCGGUCGGCAAUCGAGCACGGUGAUGGUGUGGAAAGUGGGACUCCCGGUGAUGUGAAGAAUGCGAGCAUUGGUCAGAGUGCAAGUUUGCCUGAAACGGUUGGCCAGUCUCGUCAAACACCACCAGAUGAAGCAGCAACCAGCACUGAGCGUGAAUCAUCUUCGUCGAGUGACGUGCCCGACGACGCGCAGGAUGCAGUGAACGAGCAAAGCGACUCGCACCAGGAGAGCGUCGUAGACGCACCAGAAUCGGAGGAAAUAUUGUCGCCAGUCGAGAGCUCUGAGGAUGAUGCAGUACAAGUCCCGGCUUCCGCACGAGAGCUACCGGCGACACAUUCCAAGAAGUCGAAGCGUAAACCUGCCGCUACGACUGCCGCUAGUGCUGAUAGCAGCCCAGCUACCCCUCAAAUUGAGACCGAGCUUCUUAGCACGCACGAACCGGUUUCAGCGCCUCUUGUGGAAAAGAAGCAUGCUGCGAAGGAGCAUCGCAAGGAGAAAUCGAAGAAGGAUAAGGCGGAGAAGAAGAAACCGACUCGGGGCAAGAAGGACAAGAAGGGAGCGUCAUUGAUUUCCAAAGCUGCUGAUACAGUUGGUGGCUCCUCGAGUGAAUCGCAAGACAAGAUACUGGAAGAUCUAGCCACUCGAGGCCCCCCGCUAUCUGCUCGGAUCCGGCAGGGGCUGCGCAAGGGAGGCUCGGCUGCAGCUUCAGCUGGACUAGUUGCUUUUCAUGAAACCCGACGUGGCUGUGCCUGGGCUGCUGGCCGCUUGAACAUCAAGGGGCUGCUCGCCACUUCAUUCUCGUACGUGGAGUCGGUGCUCGCAGUGGUCUUCAGCGUGCUGCUACUCCUCUCGUUGCACGCAACGUCGUGGUUUAUCCAUAUCCACCGGGUGGCGUUCCGUGCGAUCCUGACGCAUCGUCACAUUGGAUUCUGCUUCGCAUUCCUUUACGGAUUCCCUUUCCUGGUGCAGUAUGUAUUCCCGUGGGCUCCUCCCUGGGCGCCGGUUUGCCUUUGGUAUGCUUUCCUCGUCCAGCUAUUCUGCACGAACGGACCCACGGCGAUGGUGACAACAUUCCGGGUAAUUCUGCCGCUGGUCUUUCUGGUGGAGGGCAUUUCCCACCACAGUUUCCUCUUGGAUCUCAACGGUGCGGAGCUACUGCUUACAUCAUUCAUCAUCUCUGCUUUGAAGACGAGCAACCUAUGCAGUCCCAUUUUCUUCCUAUCGUUGGCGACACAGUGCCUGCUUGCCGUGUUUUUGGGUUCUGAGCUGGUGGUGCAGUGGCUUCAACUGGCCCUUGCGCUUUACUCGCUUCAUGUCAUGGCCACCACCGACGAUGAAUGGGUUGGAAUCGGUGAAGACGAGGAGGAGCUUUCUUGCAACCCAGUGUCGAUGCAUCACUCAAUCGCAGAGUACAACCACCAACCGGCGCCGUCAAGUGCCGUGUCGAUCCAGAAAACCAAACGACUAGACCGCCGCGCGUUGGCGUACGUCCGCGGGCGUAAAUUUCGCUAAGGUAACUUACGUUCGUCAAUACAUUUUACAUGCCGU
Molecule: messenger RNA, 3510 nt
Organism: Phytophthora sojae
Lineage: Eukaryota; Oomycota; Peronosporomycetes; Peronosporales; Peronosporaceae
Exons: 5
Coding region: 1-3474 (1157 amino acids)
Source: RefSeq, a predicted model, not a curated record